This is a messenger RNA of Hevea brasiliensis (rubber tree), 875 nucleotides long. RefSeq lists its product as uncharacterized. The transcript has 2 exons. The record is from RefSeq and is a predicted model, not a curated record. NCBI's taxonomy places the organism in Eukaryota, Viridiplantae, Streptophyta, Magnoliopsida, Malpighiales, Euphorbiaceae. The coding region runs from base 84 to 875 and encodes 263 amino acids.
UAUCAACCCUCAACAGAAGAAGAAGAAGAAGAAGAAGCAGAAGAAGAAGCAGCAGCAGCCGAUUCUCCCAGGACAAUAUUUGAAUGGAUUCUUCAAACUCAAAUUCUCCCCAAGCAAAUAGCACUAGUGGCACUUCUUCAAAAACUAGGGAGGAAGAAUUUAAUCCUCUGUGGAGAUAUGUAACUAAACUAGAGAAAACUGGAGAAGGAGGGGGUAAUUGUAAAUGGAUAUGCAAUUUUUGUGGACAAGAAAAGCAAGGGACUUAUACUAGAGUGGGAGCUCAUUUAUUGAAAAUCACUGGAAAAAGGAUUGGUGUGUGUAAAAAAGUGAUGAAUGAUAGUAUUUCUGAAAUGAGGAAACAGGAGGAUGAGGCAACAAACAAAAUUACCAAUUCACAAUCUAGGCGAGUUUCUUUGCCUAUUAGUAUAACUUCUGUUCCUUCAUUGAAUAUAACUGAACCAAGUAUUUCAGCAGCUUUGAAGAAAAGAAGAGUUAAUGAUUCUCCUCUUGGUAGAGCUUUUGACUUGCAAACUAGAGCUCAAUUAGAUGCAGAGAUUGCUAGAAUGUUCUACACUGGGGGUCUACCUUUUAAUUUUGCUAGAAAUCCUUAUUAUGUGAGUUCUUAUUCUUUUGCUGCUAAUCAUGUUUUGGGUGGUUAUGUGCCGCCUGGUUAUAACAAAUUGAGAACCACAUUACUUCAGCAAGAAAAAGCAAAUGUAGAGAGGUUGCUUGAACCAAUUAAAAGUACUUGGUUAGAAAAGGGUGUUAGUAUUGUGAGUGAUGGAUGGAGUGAUCCCCAUAGGAGGCCUUUGAUUAAUUUUAUGGUUGUUUCUGAGUCUGGCCCCAUGUUUAUCAAAUCAGAGAUUGUUACGUGA